Messenger RNA from Galleria mellonella (greater wax moth), 970 nucleotides. RefSeq names its product 15-hydroxyprostaglandin dehydrogenase [NAD(+)]-like. The coding region runs from base 114 to 884 and encodes 256 amino acids. The record is from RefSeq and is a predicted model, not a curated record. NCBI's taxonomy places the organism in Eukaryota, Metazoa, Arthropoda, Insecta, Lepidoptera, Pyralidae. The transcript has a single exon. Gene Ontology annotation, cellular component: cytoplasm. Gene Ontology annotation, molecular function: oxidoreductase activity, acting on the CH-OH group of donors, NAD or NADP as acceptor.
ACAGUCAUAGGUCAUUCAUGAUAAAGAAUCAAUUGUAAUACAUAUAUAUAAAUAGUGGAUUGAAAAACUUCAAUUAUUAAUCGAUCGCUUGAAGUAUAUUGAACACGUACAAUAUGGCUAGAGAGUUAAAAAACAAAGUUAUUGUGAUCACUGGUGCUGCAGAAGGUUUGGGUCUAAUAAUGGCCGAGGUAUUCCUCGAGAAAGGCGCGAAGACUGUUGUCAUUUUAGAUAUAAACGAGAAACUAGGCGCUGAUGCUGCACGCUCGCUCAACUCCAAAUACGGAGAUGGCAAAGCGGCUUUCUUCAAAUGUGAUGUUAUCGCAGAUUUGGAAACUAUUUCGAAGAAACUUUUCGACACGUACAAAACUGUUGAUGUUCUAGUAAACAACGCCGGUAUACUCGAUGAUUUUGCUGUAAAAAAGACCAUUUACAUCAACGUUCUCGCUCUGAUUGAAUGGUCUAACAAGUUUUGGGAGCAUAUGAGGAAAGAUAAAGGAGGAAAAGGUGGCACUAUAAUUAAUUUAGCUUCGAUCUACGGUUUUAGAGUUGACCAGUUCCUUCCAGUGUAUCAGGCUUCGAAGUUUGCUGUGAUGGGUUUCACAAGAUCUUUGGGACAUAAAUAUAACUACGAGAGAUCUGGUGUUCGAGUAGUGGCAAUCUGUCCAGGCUUUACUGUAACGAAGUUAACGACUGAGGUUAAAGCCAGCGACGAACAAGUGGUGCAACGUGAUUGGGAGGCAUUCUUGAAAGGGAAUCUUUGGCAGAAGCCUGAAUCUGUCGGAAAGGCCGCAGCUGAGAUAUACGAACGGGCGGACAGCGGAACUGCUUGGUUGAUAGAAGGCGGAAAACCAAUUGUGGAAGUACCAUAUGUUUCUCCAUUCUAAUUUUGUAUCUUAAAAUUAACUGAACUAUUAAUUUCCUAUAUAUAAUGUUAUGUACUGAUUACUGAAUAAGAAUGACAAUUUCUGUA